Molecule: messenger RNA, 405 nt
Organism: Erigeron canadensis
Lineage: Eukaryota; Viridiplantae; Streptophyta; Magnoliopsida; Asterales; Asteraceae
Product: EG45-like domain containing protein
Exons: 3
Coding region: 31-405 (124 amino acids)
Biological process (GO): systemic acquired resistance
Cellular component (GO): apoplast; cell wall
Source: RefSeq, a predicted model, not a curated record
AUAAGGAUAUGCGCUAGCAUUCUCAUAGUUAUGAGUCUUGUAAGUUUUGGCUCGGCUGAUAAUGGGAUCGCAACCAUCAAUGGCCCUCCAUACUUGCCAUCAGCAUGUUACGGAUUCCAGGAUAAAGGAGUUAUGAUAGCGGCUGCAAAUGAGGAUUUAUUUCAAGGCGGAGCAGCUUGUGGAAAAUAUUUCCAAGUGACAUGUACAGGGGAAACCAGCCGAGGUGAACCACACCCUUGCACAAGCACCCCAACGGUGACUGUAAUGAUCACGGAUCUUUGCCCACCGAUUUCUUGCCAGGGUAACCUUGACUUAUCACACGAAACCUUUUCCAUGAUUGCUAAUCCUGAUGCUGGAGAAAUCGAAGUCUUUUACCAAGAAUGUUCUGUUAUGGAUGUGAAUUAA